This is a messenger RNA of Porites lobata, 5207 nucleotides long. The record is from the annotation of a GenBank genome assembly. NCBI's taxonomy places the organism in Eukaryota, Metazoa, Cnidaria, Anthozoa, Scleractinia, Poritidae.
AUGCUCGCAAUUGCACUCUUUGCAUUUAACAAGAAGCUUCGAAAAAAGAAAAGUUUAUAUCUUGUUAUGAAUAUGGCGUUUGCUGAUCUUAUGUUGGGAGGUAUCUUUCUCCCUUCUUUUAUUUUUUUCCUGGUGACUCCUGAAAACCAGGCAUCAUAUGAAAUAUCUUUUUUCCGCAAUAUCAUCUGCGCCUUUUUCUCACUGGCCUCGUCUAUUACCGCUGCUUUGAUAUCUGCUGAGAGAUUUUACGCCAUUUAUUGGCCAUUAAAGCACCGAACACUUUCUACGCGAGCAUACAGGCUUGUUGUUUUGAUGGUGUGGACGUUGGCUAUCCUGUUUUCCACGGUUUAUGUCCUACUUUUCUGCAGCCCAAUGACGUUAUACAGUUUCCUGUGUUUAUACAUCUUGCUUCUCGUAUUGACUAUCUGCGGCCUCAACAUCGGUAUUUGGAGAAAGUUUAAGCAGAAAACUCCUUGUCAUCAACAAAAUAGAGCCUUUCAAAAGCAGCGCUUAACAAAAGCCUUAUUAUAUGUAUCUGCUUUUACUUUGAUUUCGUGGAUCCCUAUAUCUCUUUGCAAUUUAAUAGGCUCCUUCGGAUACAACAUACAUGACCACAUUUUGCUGUUAGCUUACUUUAUUUAUCUUUCCAGCUCGUUUAUCAAUCCAGUGGUGUACGCAAUAAGAAUUCCUGAGAUUAAACAAGCUUUGCCUAAUGUAUGCUGUUUUAGAAGAAGGGCAUUGAUGGACAGCAAAGGAAAUAUAGAAAGACUUAAUAUGGCCGCAGCCGACCAGAAUCAUGCCCAACUCACUUUCGAACAGAAAAUUGUACAUGGAGGCAAGGACACAAAAUUGUGACCAACAGUGUAAGUUUUACCCUGAGAAACUGCUUACUAGUCUUUUUACAUAAAAAAGCCGUUUCACUUUAUGAGCUAAGUGAUCAUUUCAAACACCACUUGCAAUUUUGGUCGAAGCACAGGCACUAAAGGCUCUGUGCAAGAGUCACUUACGUGUUGUAUUGUAUAAAGUAGUAUCAACACGGCUGCAAAUGUUACGGGUUUUGUGUGGAAAUCCCGAGAACAGAUUCAAGACUCAGAUAAUGGAAUGAUACGCACAAAUUAUCAAUAAGGAAAAGCGGGGCACUCGCACCUUCACUCAUCUUAACUUCUUUUAGAUAAUUUUCAAGACAAAAUGAAGUGUUUCUCCCCAAUUUGGCAACCCGCGAAUUAAGGCCCUAACUGCUGCCCGAAAAAUAAAAAUAAAAAACUGAAAUUCAAUCAAGUCACUCGCGUGAAAAUGAGGUCACCGUAGGUUUGAUUUGAAAAAAACUAAACGUACCCCUGGAAAGUUUUUAGCUACAUCCCUGGCACUUUUAAUUCUAAGCCGUUAUUUACUGGCAUGCAAUAUCCUGCCAGAAGACCUACUGGCAUUGAAAGCCUGUCUGGAGAAAGGAAACAAAACAAAUUUGAGCAACUAAGUUUAAGUAAAACUUAUUUGAAAGCUCGUGCAGUGUCCGUCAAAUAUAAUCAGUCACGUAUAAGCACUCAAGAUAAACUUAAAAGUAUAAACGAUGACAAGCAAAAAAAAAAAGACUGGUACUUUUGGCUAAUAAAUUUCUUACAGAUCCUAAUAAAGUAUACUAAAUAAAUUUUUGUUCCAGAUCAUUGCUGCUUUUCCCAGUGCUUUCAAAGAAUAGUUACUGAUUUCCUCAUGGUUCUAAUUUUUCCUUACCUCUUGUGGGAAGGAACCAGUAUUCUCCCUUUCAUUUCAUGCCACUUCGGUUGAUUUGAAGCUUAGCUGCAAUUAAAUUAAUCCCAGUUUUAGACGACAAUUUCUUUCAAAACCGAAAUUUUGUCGCGACCACGGCCACUCCUGGUGCUCUUGACUAAGUUCUAUCGACCUACCGUUUCCUUCAAUCAUAACUAAAAUAUUUUACACUUUUAUUUUAUGGUUGUAGAAAAAGACAUUUCUUGUGAUAAUAAAAAAAAUGUGGUGCUCGUUAGCAUGAUAUUUUGUGGAGAACAGGUGGUCAAUUCAUAUAAUCAGUUGCUAAAAGUUCUGCUUUGUACCUGACAUUACUACGCAAACAGAGAGACUGUGUACACAAACGAGGCCAUUUUUAUUGUGUGGCAAAGAGAUAUCAUUUUAGACAGCUGACAGUUAAGGAAAAAGGAUUUUAGCUUCAAGUAGAAAACCAGCGCGAUUGUCUUUACCCCAACAUUUGGCAUUAGGUCCAGGUUAUCUACCGUCCUUGUUUCCUGCUCCUCUUUGAUGUAACAUUUGUAGAAAUAACAAGCAAUGGCAAAUAUCUUAGCUACACCUCAGUUCCUCGCCCAAUAAUUCCUCAUAACCAAAAUCUUUUCUAAGGCGCAGGUCACAUACAUAAUCAGCUCCAGCUUUAACUUUGAGUGAAAAACCAACUCAAUUGCCUUUACUAUAGCAUUUGACAUCAGGGGGCCCGGUUGUUAAACGUUUUUGUUUCUCGCUCGCCUUUCAAGCAACGUCGACCAAUAUGUCACCUUCAGCUGCCUCACUCCAUGAUUCUCUAUCAACUAUGACCGAAAUCCUUUCUAAAGCACAGGUCAUCGUUUGAGUUGUGGUCUUGCGUCGGAAGCAGUAGUUAUUAUGGCGGCAAACUUGGUCCGUGGGUCAUUCGUCUAUUUCAAUUUAAAUACAAAAAUUGGAAACCCCGAUGUCAUUUUUUUUUUUUCCAUUUUUUUUUCUUCCUGUAUAAUGGGUAAACAUAUUUCAUAACUUUUUUUACCGUUUUCCCCCGUAAAAAAAUAUGAGAAAAUAAACACACAACUCUUAUUUUCUACAGUCAAUAUUAAAAAGAUUAUCGAACCAUGGAUGUUUUAGCUAUUCGCGGGAAAACCGUUUCUGCGGUCAUCUGUCAAUUACAAUGACGUGAUCGCAUUGCAACUGACAAAAGUACCAAGAGGGGAGGACCCAAGUGUUGAAGUGCCCAGGAGGGGAAGGGGAAGGGCGUAGGGACUUGAGUGGGAAUAAAGGAGAAAGGGCCCUUUUACUUGUCCAUGCUAGCCUCAUUUACAGGGCUUAUUUUGGCCUAGACGGGUAUGUCCCACUGAUCAGGUUGUGGAUAUCUGGCUAACCAGCUCUAACCGGCUCCAGACAAUUUUACUGUUUAGCGCCUUUAACAUGGUGUCGCUUGGAAAGAGUGUGAAGGUUGGCGAUGAGCGGUCUACAUGUGCGGUCCCAACAAUUAAAUUCCAUGAUGUUAGUUUAAAUUGAAGGCCUCGGCGGCACAACCCUACCCAGACUUGUCUUCACGCCCCUCCCCCCUCCCCCUCGAGAUUUACCCUUAAGGGGAGUUCGUUUGAAGCGGAUCCGGUAAAAAAGAUUAAUACCCCAGUUUUUUUCCAAGACUUUUAAUGGUUGUACUGGCCCUUCGAAAAUUUUUUUCAUGUCUACAGAAGGUAAAAACGAUCAGCUCUCUUUCAUUAUCCUAAUCAUCAUCUCUCCUCUACUUCCUCCCUUUCUCCUCCUACCUACACUUGAAAGUUUAAUGCACGCUUUUACAAAGUGAACAGCUAGGCAAUAAAGAGUAAUCUACGGUAAUAAAAAGCACGAAAAAGCAAGAAAAGUUCAAGCAAAAAGACCCAACCGAGCAACAACUUCCUUCCUACAGGUUUCCAGCUCUUCAUUUCACAGCUGGUUUUCCGCGUGUAUCCCAUUUUUCAAGCAAAACCCUUCUUACAGAACACGAACCAAAGCUUUUCUUUCCAGGCCGCUUCUUGUAGACAGUGUACCCUCCAGGGUCUUAAACACUGACCCUAUUUAGGAAUGAGACAAAGGAAACUGUUCCCCUUUUAAUUAAAGGGCAAAGCUUGAAAAAUGAGACCCAAUUCAAGGGGAAAUACAAACUAAUAAUUUAAUAGAAAAGCACAAAUCUUCCUUAAAUCGUUUUCCUAACACUCAGAAGUAAAGUUCUGUUUUAACAUAUGAUUUGUUUCUCGUAUAAUUUACGCACGUAAAUUUUAGCUGAUACAAUAACAUUAGCCUUUCUAGUAAAGAUCACACCGGGAACACAACGCCAACAAGGGCAAAAAAGAUACCCUAUUUAAAGAUGGAGACCCUAAAAACAAUUCCCUAUCAGGCGGCACAUACCUAUCUAGCCCCAAUUUGGAAGAAUCCCCCCAGGUGGUGACAUUACUUUGCAAACAGAUGGUUAAAAGUAUCAAUAUGGUGUAAUCUCAGUCAACAAUAGAGAAUUUUAGUUUCGACUGAAAAACAAACGCAAUUGCAUUUAUAAGACUUAUAACAACGCUUGGGUUUGUGUCCCAGCAGUUGUAAAUAAACGUUUCCGCUGUUUCCCGUACACCUUCAAAGUAACAUUUCUAGAAAUUAAAGCAAUGGCAGGAACAAUAACGAAGAAUAUGUCAGCUUUAACUUCGUCACUCAAUAAUUCCUUUUCAGCCAUGGACGAAAUGCUUUCUGAUGCACAAGUCAUCGCUUGGAGUUGUGCUCUUGCGUUAGAAGCUGUUUUUAUUUUCCUGGGAAACUUGCUCACAAUUGUUCUCUCCACCUUUAACAAGAAGCUGCGAAAUAAGAAAAGCUUACAUCUUGUUAUGAAUAUGGUGUUUGCUGAUCUGGUGUGGGGAGGUGCAAGUCUCCCUUUAUUUGUUUAUUUAGUAACGGCGACUCGCAGUAGGUUGUAUUUUACAGAAUUUCCAACUUUUCUUCAAAUUAUUUUUACGGUUUCCUCUAUGGCCUCGUUCGUUGAUAUCUGCCGAAAGAUUUUACGCCGUUUUCUGGCCGCUGAAGCACCGAACACUUUCCACGCGACAAUACAAGCUUGUUAUUUUGAUGGCUUGGACAUUGGCUAUCUUAUUUUCUAUGACUUAUAUAUUGCUUUUCCGCUUGAGUCUGCGAGCUGUUUUCGCUUUCGCUACUUUAUACGGCUUGUUACUAAUUGUAACUAUUUGCGGCCUCAGCAUCGUUAUUUGGAGAAAGAUUCAGCAAAAAUCUGUUUCUUGUUACCCAAACAGACAAAUGCAAAUCUGGCGUUUGACGAAAGCCCUGUCAUUAGUAUCUGUUGGUACCUUGAGUUCUUGGAUCCCCGCAAUUAUUUUUUAUUUGUUAAGACUUUUCGGUCAAAACACAUCUUUAAACAUUCUCCUUUUCACUUAUUUUAUCCAUUUUUCCAGUUCUUUUAUCAAUCCAAUGGUGUACGCAUUAAGAAUUUCUGA